GCAGCUUGCUUGCCAAUCAGAGUGCGGCUGAGCGGCCGGACAGCCAACCCCGGAGGAGCGGCCGGCGGGCGGCCGCCGCACCCAGAGUUGGGAUGUCCUACAAACCCAUCGCGCCCGCCCCCAGCAGUACCCCCGGCUCCAGCACCCCCGGGCCAGGCACCCCGGUCCCUACAGCCGGAAGUGUCCCAUCGCCAUCGGGCUCAGUGCCAGGAGCUGCAGCACCUUUCAGACCACUGUUUAACGACUUUGGACCGCCCUCCAUGGGGUAUGUACAGGCGAUGAAGCCACCUGGUUCCCAGGGCUCUCAGAGCACCUACACGGACUUGCUGUCUGUCAUAGAGGAGAUGGGAAAAGAGAUCCGGCCCACCUAUGCUGGUAGCAAGAGUGCUAUGGAGCGCCUGAAGAGAGGCAUCAUCCAUGCACGGGCACUGGUCAGAGAGUGCUUGGCAGAGACAGAACGCAACGCCCGCACGUAACAGGAAGCACCUUGGCCUUUUCAUCGGGACCUUUCCGGCCACUGCAGAGCACCUGCUUCUCCUUGGCCUUCACCCCAAGUUGCUUCCUAUCCUGGGCUUCCUGUCCUGUGUCCCUUGGGGGGCAUCCUCCAGGAACCAGGUAGCAGAUCUUCCUCCAGUUGGGCUCCUCUCUCUGCAGGAGUGAGCAGAGAGGCCACCGCGAGUUCCACCCAUGACCUGCUCACAAAUCCGAUCCAACUGGAGCUUGCUCCUCUCUGUGGCUUCUUCUCAACUCUUAGUCCAGGCCCCCUCCCCCUCCAACGGGAGUGCAGAAGGUCACCUUGCCUCAUCUCUGGGGCCACAGCCGACUCUUUUUUUGGUGUGUCUUUUACUAAAUACGCCCUUUUUAUAUAAAUAAAAGAUGAUUUGGAGUCAUUCUCUCA
Cricetulus griseus (Chinese hamster) is the source of this 898-nucleotide messenger RNA. The record is from RefSeq and is a predicted model, not a curated record. NCBI's taxonomy places the organism in Eukaryota, Metazoa, Chordata, Mammalia, Rodentia, Cricetidae.